AUGCCACCAGGUUACACUCAAAGUUUGCCUUUAUGGACAUCUCUCUAUAGUGUGAAUAAAGCCUUAAAUGACGACGAGCUCUUGUAUCUAUCGGGUGACGAGACUGACUGCGAUUCGGAAAGAGGUAGUGAUACACUCAGUCGUGAAGAUCAACAGCUUUUGUUACACCAUCAACAAGAUCGAGAUGAGAAGAAUGUGGAUCAUUCAGUGGUACUACGCAGUUGUAAACGUCCUACGACUCCAUUAUCAAUCCCUGCACAGACGCAUCAAUACAUUGCAAAAUGUUCUGACCGAUGGAUAUGGGAUGAAGAUGACGAUGAUGAAAGGAAUGCAUGUACAUGUUGCUGUGAUCGAUCAGCUCCAUCAACUUAUCCACAUACUACGACGAGUAACGACUUAAUGUUUGACCUCGAGUUGUAA
This is a messenger RNA of Plasmopara halstedii, 420 nucleotides long. RefSeq lists its product as uncharacterized. Bases 1 to 420 code for a protein of 139 amino acids. Lineage: Eukaryota; Oomycota; Peronosporomycetes; Peronosporales; Peronosporaceae. The record is from RefSeq and is a predicted model, not a curated record. The transcript has a single exon.